CAUGCUGUGGUGGUGUUGGACUGUGUGCAGGCGCUGCUGGAGAGGCUGGGGUUCCUCAGGUCUGGCAGUGUGGCACACGGGCUGGUGUGGGAACAGGGAUGGCUCUGCCAGGCAGAAGAUGGUGCCGCAGGGCAAGUCCUGCUGACACUGCUGGGAGCAGGGAGAGAGUCAGGCAGCCCCACGGUUUCUGGGUCUGGAGAAGGCAGAGCAGAGGGGGAGGACUUCUCUGUUUCCAUCUCAGCAGAGCUGUGAAUUUCCCGCUAUAAAUAGUUGCUGUGGAGACUGUGAAUCUACUGCAGGCUGCCAGGCCUGCUGCCAGGGAGGCAGGGAGAGGCCAGCAGUAAAGUGAAUCCACCGCAGCUGUCUGAGGUCUCCUGCUCUCCCAAAGCCAAGGUUGUUCCCAGAAGUGGUGCUGUGAUCUGAUACCCUGCCCUACUCCUCACCACGUCCAUCCAGUGAUGCAGAAGUUCGGUGGGCUCAAGGCCAUCCCUCCUGGGACAGUGCAGACUAAAAUCAGAGCAGGACCAGCUGGUAUCUCACUUUGGGGAGCUCCAGAGCGAGCCAGAUGACAGAGGGAAUGGCCUGUCCUACCCGUGAGCUGCUGCAUGGAAUGAAGCGCUGAAGCUCCCACAGCUCGGUGUCCCACUGCCUCCAUCCCCUUGUGCCAGGAUCUGCCAUGUUCCAGGGCCAUGGAGGAGCAGGUGCAGCAGGAGAUGCCAUCAGCCCAGCACACAGGAGGCCACCAGCCUGUGCAGGAGGGAGAGGUGCUCAACACGCGAUACCAGGUGCUGCACAAGCUGGGAUGUGGCACCUUUGCCACUGUCUGGCUGUGCCAGGACAUGAGGAGGAAGAAGCAGGUAGCUGUGAAGGUUCUGAAAAGCAGGGAAGGCUUUGCUGACACUGCCCAGGAUGAGGUGGCUUUCCUCCGCUGUGUAAGCUGCAUGAAGAAGAAGGACCUGGCAGGAGAAAACAUCGUCUCUUUGUUAGACGACUUCAGAAUGAUUGGAGAGAAUGGUUUCCAUUCUUGCCUGGUAUUUGAGGUGCUGGGUCCUUCCAUUCGAUGUCUGAUGGGAAACUACACAGCCCAGGGACUGCCCUUGCCUUUUGUGAAAAGGUCUUUACAGCAGGUGCUGGCAGGGCUGCAUUUCCUGCACGAGUGCUGCCGCAUCAUCCACGCAGACAUCAAACCAGAGAACAUCCUGCUCCAUGGGCACAGCAAAGGCCUCCAAAGGCUUCUCACGGCUGCACUCGACUGCCACCAGGGAACUGAAGGGAGGCUAAAGGGAGCAGGAGGUGAUCUUGGCAAUCAGUUGGAAGAAUCUGAUUUAAUGAGCAUAGAGGUGAAAAUUGCAGAUCUAGGAAGCGCAUGCUGGACAUACAAGCCUUUUUCCAAGGAGAUACAGACGCAGCCGUACCGGGCCCUGGAAGUGCUCCUUGGAUUAGACUACGGCACUCCUGCGGAUAUCUGGAGUACAGCCUGCCUGGCAUUUGAAAUGGCAACUGGAGAGCGUCUAUUUGAUCCUCAACCUGGGAAAUAUUUCUCCAGAGAUGAUGAUCAUGUUGCUCGUAUUAUUGAACUCUUGGGAAGAAUUCCUCCUCAGAUUGUUUUCUCAUGGAACAAGUCAACAAAAUUUUUCAGCAGGCCAGUUCCUCUCCCUUUGACUCAUGAGUCUUGAAACCCUUCUUUGACCACAAGGCAUCACAUGACUCCACCCUUCUGCAAUUUGGCCUACCAUCCUUCUCUGCUUUCAUGCUCACCAGCCUACCCACAGUUCAUGCAGUGCUUAGUACUGGUCCCAUGCUGGAAUUUAACCAGUACCUCCCUGCAUAUCCACAUCCUUUGCUCACACUUAUGUCUUCUAUGGUUCUUGAAAGAAAUUAGUCAAAACUAGUUCUACAUUCACUGUCCCUGUGAACCACCCUGGCCUGACCACACAUGCCUGACUUGAAUCACUGUAUUUACACCAUGCACUCGCCAGGAUGAGGGUUGCUACACUCUGCUGGGCCCCACAGAGCUGCUUGGCAUGUAACAAAUUCAACAAGAGUCUUGCGAGCUCUGACACUGAAAUAGCAUGAUGCAUCCGGGUGCCUGUGGGCAGGCACAGGGAGCAAGCAGCAAUGGCUCUGGCGUGGUUAUUCUGGGAACACUUUGUGCACUCUUGGCACAUUCUCACCUAAGGAAAGUACUCAGGAACAGAGAGACUCCAAACACCAGCUUGAAAAGGUGGUUCCUGAGAAGCACCCGAAAGCCAAACCUGCAAAGGGGCAGCUCAGGUGGAGCUUACAGAGAUAAUUCCAAGAAGAAGGCAAAGAUCUUUCGGGAUGCCUCGGGUUAAUUCUGAGGCGAGGCGCGGCCGCCUCAGCCGCGCAGGUGUGACUGAGGCGCUGUGCCCACGCUGUUUCUGCCAGGCGCGCUCCUGCGGCUCUCCCGGCUCCUUCCCCGCAGCCUCCCCGGCAUCCUGGCGGACCGGCACGGCUGGAGCCCGCGGGAGGCGGCCGCCUUCGCCGCCUUCCUGCUGCCCGCGCUGCACUACGCGCC
This is a messenger RNA of Passer montanus (Eurasian tree sparrow), 2539 nucleotides long. Its product is annotated as SRSF protein kinase 3-like. Gene Ontology annotation, biological process: spliceosomal complex assembly; regulation of mRNA processing; protein phosphorylation. The record is from RefSeq and is a predicted model, not a curated record. The coding region runs from base 690 to 1676 and encodes 328 amino acids. NCBI's taxonomy places the organism in Eukaryota, Metazoa, Chordata, Aves, Passeriformes, Passeridae. Gene Ontology annotation, molecular function: ATP binding; protein kinase activity. The transcript is spliced from 12 exons.